GAGUGCUCCCUCAAAUCACACCUUCUUUUGAGAACUUUUCGUGGUUGUCCACCUCUUGUUCUCAUUCUCUCUUCCCUCAAUUUGUCUUUCUCCCUCUUCUUCUUCUUCAUAUCUCCCCUCUUCUCUCUUCUCUCUCUUCCUUCUCUUUCUCUCUCUGUUAAGACAUCUUCAAAUCUACCAAAACAAUCUGCCAUUGAAGCAAACUAACCACCUUAUCCUCGCAACACCACAUUUUCCAAGAACCGACAAUCUCUAGCCAAACGCCUUACACUUGCACCUUUACACAAGAAUUUCCCACAUUUGCAAGUUUGGCUCUUGAUACUCUGUACAUUGAUUUACUACAUUACCUUGAAGAACUUCAAUUGCUAUAUCUUAAUUCUCAUCCCAUUUGGUAGUCUUGCAUGCAUGCUAAUUGCUAUAAUUGCAUGCAUAUAUGUACAUUUUGUGUUGAAGGGAGAUGGGGACUGUAGAAGGAAGAAGGGGAAGAGAAUCAGCUUCUCUUUUGAGCCUCCUUUCUCCCCUUACCGUAUCAAACCUUUUCUAAAAAGGCAAAGGAACAAGUUCUACACAUUGUUGUGGUUCUUCCACCUCUUUCGUGUCUUAGAUCCUACCAGAGGACUGCUAAAUUCGACCUGUACAGCUUUCUUUAUGGGAACCAAAAUGAAGGGGAUCUGUAAGGGAUUCAAUAAAUACAUAUCUCAAAUGUUUGUUGUAAAGGAACGUGAGAUGGAGAUUGGAUAUCCGACAGAUGUUAAGCAUGUGGCACACAUCGGAUGGGACGGCCCUUCUGGUAGCGCACCAAGUUGGAUGAAUGAAUUCAAGACGGGGCCUGAUUUUACAGCAACUUCGAUUGGAAAUUCUGGUGCUGCUCUUUCUCCGUGGUCAUCACAAGAUUUUGGAGAAUCCAUGGGGCAUCGAUCGACAUCUGAAAUGUACAAGGACAUACCAUCUACAGAUCUUCCCAAUAUACCCAAGGCAAAGCAGAAGAGAAAGAAAUCUAAGUCAACUUCGUCUCCCAGGUCCAAUUCUUCUUCCUCAUCAAGGGGUUCUCGGGCAGCUAAAUCAAAGACUAAGUUUGUGGAAGGCAAUGCUAAACCAGCAAAUAUAGAAGUAGCCUAAUUUUCCAGGGAUGCUAAAAGGGAUAACGAAAAUUUGGAUGUGCUUAUAUUCUUCAAGUUCCUCUUUCCAAGUCGGGAAUUUUUUGGUCAGCACAAGAGCCAGAAAGAGGGGGCCCAAAAAGGCUAAUACAAGCUAAUGUUACUCUAGUGUAGAAAGGUGCAUUGCAUUUGUGAUCAUGGUAAAUACGGAGCAAAAAGACAUGGGAGGGGACUUGAGCAAUGCAAUGCCUUGUGAGACAGAGAGGUAUACCUAAUAUUGAAUUGGGAGACUAAUUUGGGAAAAUCAAUUUCUUCUUUCCUUUUUACCUUUUGUAUUUCUUGCCUCUUUAUAAGAACACCAUGAAGAGGGGCCUUGUAAACAGUUGGACUCUUUUAGUGUGCUCUCGAAAACUUGGUCCUAAUGUGAUUUAACGUAAAGUCAGGAUGCUUGUGU
Molecule: messenger RNA, 1551 nt
Organism: Coffea arabica (coffee)
Lineage: Eukaryota; Viridiplantae; Streptophyta; Magnoliopsida; Gentianales; Rubiaceae
Source: RefSeq, a predicted model, not a curated record